Messenger RNA from Penicillium argentinense, 285 nucleotides. RefSeq lists its product as uncharacterized. The coding region runs from base 1 to 285 and encodes 94 amino acids. The transcript has a single exon. The record is from RefSeq and is a predicted model, not a curated record. NCBI's taxonomy places the organism in Eukaryota, Fungi, Ascomycota, Eurotiomycetes, Eurotiales, Aspergillaceae.
AUGGCAGAGAAUAUCCGCAAAACAAAGCCUCUUGCCAACAUCGUGAAGGGCGGAGUUUUCCCUCCCCUCCCUGGAAAUCUGAAGUCAGAUGACGAGGUCGUCAUUGAGAAUGCUAGUUUACAGCACAAUUUCCAAUGCGGUAUAUCUCCUAAGAACAAUGACGAGACUUCCCGCAAACAUCCAAAUCCGUUUCGCCCUGAUGGACCCGUUCAGCCUUCCCAUUACAUUGAGAGUGGCCUUUCGCGCGAAGAUUCCACAGUCUAUAUGGAUGCUGUUUCGAAGUAA